Molecule: messenger RNA, 2085 nt
Organism: Penicillium expansum
Lineage: Eukaryota; Fungi; Ascomycota; Eurotiomycetes; Eurotiales; Aspergillaceae
Product: putative C6 transcription factor
Exons: 1
Coding region: 1-2085 (694 amino acids)
Biological process (GO): regulation of DNA-templated transcription; DNA-templated transcription
Molecular function (GO): DNA binding; DNA-binding transcription factor activity, RNA polymerase II-specific; zinc ion binding
Source: RefSeq, a predicted model, not a curated record
AUGGAUGUCAAUAUUGCCCCCUCGCACCUGGUUCCAAUUGCUCCCGCGCCGGUUCGGACACCUCCCGUCACUGUCCAAAAUAGUCCUAGCCCCAGGGUGGCCACAAUGCGCUUCAAUUGCCAAACUUGCGUGCGUAAGAAAAUAAAAUGCGACAAGACGGUGCCAGUAUGUUCGGGCUGCAGCAAAGCAAAGCUCCAGUGCAUCUACCAGACUCCCCCGCCACGAAAGAGAAAGAGAGAGCGAAGCCAGUUCGAAGAUGUACAGGAGCGAUUAGCGUGGUACGAGCGCAUUUUACACGACAACAAUCUUCUCCAUGCAUCCUCUGCGUCGACCCCACACGGGAAGAAGACGGAGGCAUCAGCGGUUUGCACACGGAACCUAACCUCAAUGCCGGACCCGCAACCUGCCACCUCGGGUAAACUUCUAUCUGCCGAUGGCAAGUCUCGCUAUAUUGACAGUGUGCUACUUGAUGGUGGACAGGGCGACCUGUGUGAAGUAUCCAAUUCCGACCAGGAUGACAGCCAUCACGAGGACAUCAGAGCUGAUGAGAGCACCCCGCCAGGUCUCCUGGGCAUUCUUGCAGCGCACGCCAUCUCUGGGGCCAUACUUGGAAGCACGCAAAGCAUCACCGGACAACACCCCGGCUAUGAGGAGGCAAAUAAGCUAUGGAAUGCGUACGUGCAAAACGUGGAGCCUUUGUGCAAGGUUCUUCAUAUUCCGACUGUCGCAAAAAUGGUCAAAACCGUUUCAAAAGAACCCUCCAUGGCCUCAAAGAGCGACGAAUGCCUGCUUUUCGCCAUAUACCAUUUCGCCGUAUUCUCCAUGUCGGACGCUGACUGUUUGCGAGAAUUUAAUCAAUCGAGGAAUGAUUUGAUUUCAAAAUAUCGGACCGUUGUGUACCAGACACUUAUCAAUGUAUCGUGGCUGAACACAACAUCAAUGCCGGUACUACAGGCUUACACACUAUUCCUCAUUGCCAUGCGCACUCAAAUUGAUUCCGACACGUUUUGGAUUUUGACAGGUAUUGCCAUUCGCCUUGCACAGCGUAUGGGGCUUCACCGUGAUGGUGACACCCUCGGGUUGCCACCAUUUGAGGUUCAGAUGCGACGGAGACUGUUUUGGCAACUGCUUCCGCUUGAUAGCUAUGCAGGCCAGGUUUGCGGCACUGGUAUCCUUAUAUCACCCAAUAGCUGGGAUACUAAACAACCUUUGAAUAUAAACGAUGAUCAGAUUUUCCCUGGUAUGACGGAGCCGCCCCUCGAACAGAGAAGCGCCACAGAAAUGAUUUUUUGCUUAUCUCGGAUGGAACUGUCCAAUUUCUAUACCCGAACUGGCGUCAAAUUGAAAGAGAUUGGUGCGACAAUUCAGUUUAGGGAUGCAGAGGACAUUGAGAGACUUAUUAGUGAGGUCGAAGACCUCAUCGAGACUAAAUUCCUUCGAUACUGCGAUAUCUUGAACCCCUUGCACUUUCUCACCACUGGGAUCACCCGAUCUGCGAUCGACGCUGUUCGACUGCGGGCUCGAAUGCCGCUCCUGAUAACGCAAACCAUCACAGACGCGCAAAGGAGGGAUAUUUGUGCGCUCGCUGCAAGAAUUCUCGAUACAACUAGCGCCAUCUACGGCAACCCCAGCAUGCAGAAGUAUCGAUGGCAAAUAAAAGCUUUCUACCUGUGGGACGCACUUCUCUGCAUUCUACGUAGUGUGGCAGAUGUCGGAUUCUACUCAACCUCGGAACUUGAUACUUCUUGGAACAAGGUUGCAGAUGUCUAUUCAAAUCACGAAGAACUUGUCAAGGGCAGAAGAAACCUAUAUGUCACAAUCGGUAAGCUCACUCUUAAGGCCUGGCUUGCAAAUCCCCCAAGUCAGUCAUCCCCAGAGCCGGUUUUCAUAACCGCGCUGUGUGCCCAACACGAAGCCAAAGUGAGCAGGCAACAGGAGAGCAUGGAUGAAAGCGUGGGGACCACAACGCUUUCGGACGGCGCAUAUGAUUUUGAUGAAGUCUUUGGCAACAUUGAUGGGACAGGCCUGAAUUUAAAUGGCGGCUUUGACCCUUCAGAUUGGGUCUUCUGGGAUCAGCCAUGUUGA